UUCCCAGACGGAGACCCUCGCCCUCGUCCAGGCGCGGGGCCCGGAGACCGCGCUCCGCUCGACAAGAAGAUCGAACCAGAGCCACAGGAGCAGAGGUACAUCAGGUCGAUGGUGAUCGGAUUGGAAAGUGCCUUUAUUACCCUCCCUGUGCAACUAGUGAUCACAUCUUUGUUCAUCUAUUCCCAGAGGAGACCUCUUGUAUCUCUAAAUGAGGUCACUCCUCGGAAGCAUCCUUUGAAGCCAGCUGCAAAUGAACACUGGGAAGAACGGCUGGGAAAGUGGCAUGCAUACGAAAUUAACAAGACACACUCCCAGGAGCCUGAGAAGUCUGAUAGUCAUCCUGCAAAACCCAAGUCUUCUGUUGAGGUCACCUCUAAAGGACAGCCCCCGUCCAAGCAAGCAGAAAGGAAGGUCUUUGGCACCCCAAGGGAGAUAUCAGGCACCCAAAGCAAGGUCUCCAGGCCCCAAAUAGAUGUGUCCAGGACACAAAGAAAUGUCUCUGGCACCCCAAGAAAGGUCCCCGACACCCCAGGAAAAGCCUCUGGUGCCCAAAGAAAGAUCUCUAGGGCCCAGGAGAAGAAUAAAAACACCAAUAACCCAAAUGUUUUAGACAAUCAAAGCAUUUCUUCCGAGGAUCUGCCUCCCCAGCCAGGUUCGAGAGCCCUCAAAGAGAAGCCCAGGGUGGUCCUGCCAAGGUGCUGCGUUAGUGUGGCCUGGCUCUUAGUUUUUCUCACCUGUGCAGUAUCCUCCUACUUCAUCAUAUUUUAUGGACUGACGUACGGCCUCGAAAAGUCAAUAGCAUGGCUGUUUGCAUCGUUCUGUGCAUUCACCUUGUCAGUCUUUCUAGUGCAGCCAUCUAAAAUCAUGCUUACGUCAAGCUACAGGACAAGUACAGCCAAGUAUUCGAAGAACCUUUCAUGGAUCAGCAACUAUCACUUCACUGAGAUCAAGUUGCAAAACCUCUGGAAGGACCCGGAAGAAAUGGACAGACGCCACCAGUUCGUCAUGGGGCUCCGAAACUCAAGGAUGUACCAGCCUCUCACCCAAGAUGAAAUCACGAUAUUCAAAAGAAAGAAGAGGAUCAAGAGAAGAGCUUUCCUGUUCCUUAUUUACAUCCUCACUCACUUCAUCUUUCUGGCUCUCUUGCUGAACCUAGUCACCAUCCUACGCCCCACUGACAGCUUUUACUACAGUCAGUUUAUUCGUGACCAGUUCUCUGUGGAUCUGGCAGGAGUGACCAGGCUGGAAGACAUCUAUCAGUGGCUGAACAGGGUGCUGUUGCCUCUGCUCCACAAUGACCCAAAUCCCACGUUUCUGCCUGACAGCUCCUCUAAAAUCCUUGGCCUGCCACUGAUGAGGCAGGUGAGGGCGCAACCUGGGGAGAUAACGUGUCUGCCGGCCAAGAAAUUUGUGGAGGGCAGCCUCAAAGGAGAGAUUCGCUGUCACCCCGAAUAUGGGAUGCACCCAGAAGACACAAAAAACUACCCUGGGUCGUGGAAUAAAGUUAGUAAGCGGGACACUGACAAGACGACCAAAGGGUUUACUUAUAAGCCUCCAGGGAAGAGAUGGGCGUACUCUUCCUAUGGGCAGCUGCAUACCUAUGGCUCAGGAGGGUACGCCUUCUACUUUUUCCCAGCAGAGCAGCAGUUUAAUUCCACACUGAGGCUCAGCGAACUCCAGAAAAGCCAUUGGCUGGAUGAGAAGACCUGGUCUGUGAUUGUGGAACUGACCACCUUCAAUCCAGACAUCAGUCUCCUCUGUAGCAUCUCGGUCAUCUUCGAGGUCUCUCAGUUAGGUGUUGUGAACACUAGUCUGAAUGCUCACUCCUUCUCGCUCACUCAUUUCAACAGAAAAUACUCAGAAGAAAUCUACUUGUAUGUGGCCAUCUACCUUUUCUUUCUCGCCUAUAUUGCCGAUGAGGUCAAUGUCAUCACGGAUGAAAGGACUGCCUACGUGCAAAGUGUAUAUAAUUGGCUCAGCUUUGCUCUUAAAUUCUUCCUUGCCUUGUUGAUCGUGCUCUUUUUCAGGAAGCACUUCUUGGCCAUCGGUGUCGUUCGGGCUUACCGGUCAAACCCCGAGGAUUUCAUUCCCUUUCAUCCAGUGGCUCAAGUGGAUCACACCAUGAGGGUGAUUUUGGGUUUCCUGGUAUUUCUGACGAUCCUGAAGACGCUCCAGUAUUCCAGGGUCUUUUACGAUGUGCGUCUGGCUCAGAGGGCCAUCCAGACUGCCCUUCCCGGCAUCUGCCACAUGGCAUUGGUGGUAUCCAUGUAUUUCUUUGUCUUCAUGGCAUUCGGCUACUUGGUGUUCGGGCAGGACGAGUGGAACUACAGUGACAUGAUCCACGCCACCCAGACAAUAGUUUCCUACUGUGUCUCAGCUUUUCAGAACACGGAAUUUUUCAAUAACCGGGUUCUUGGUGUCCUCUUCCUCUCAUCUUUCAUGCUGGUGAUGAUCUGCAUAUUGAUCAACUUAUUUCAGGCAGUGAUUUUGUCUGCCUACGAGGAAAUGAAGCAACCUGUAUACGAGGAGCCCUCGGAAGAGGCAGAAGCCAUGACUUACCUGUGUCGCCGGCUAAGAUCUGCUUUUUGCUGCCUGUGCUCCAAACCCAGGGCGCAAGACGAACCCAAGUUCCUCAUCAACAUGGUGUACGGGCAGCCAGAGAAGAACAGCCGCCGCUACCUGGGGCUGAAGACCAGAAACAUUAAUGGGAAGAAAAUGGUCUACCUCGUCGUGUGAUCCAGGACAGUCUCAAGACCCACAGGCAGGCUUCUCCCCAAGGCUCAGUUUCUGGGGUCAAGGAAUGUUUAGUGGCUCAGUUGUGUGUUCUAUCCAUGUCCUUCACAGUGCACACCCCCACCUCUGGACACGUCUGCAGUGGUGGCCUCCGCUCUUGGGACUUGAAAGGAGGGUAAAGGGCAGUGUGGCCUCUGCGGAGAGAGCAGGGCGACCAUCUGUGAAUCCUGGGUUCAUUUCCCUUUUUCUUAGAAGUUGCUGUCUUUGGCACCGACUGCCGUUUAGAGGGUUAGAGACCUAAAUUUGGGGGAGGGAGCUAUAAGGGCCCCCAGCCUCAUCUCAGCUUGUCAGAAGCAGCAGGUGAAUGCUCCUGCUGUGCCGGUCCCCGUCUCCCCGAGGCUGGGAGGCCAGAGCUAGUGGUUCCGGGCAGACCCCAGGUCCCUCAGUCCUGCUGGCCCUUCCCUUGCUGAUGGGACUGCAGAGCCUCUCCGCCUCCUUACUCCCCCCCCCCCACACACACACACACUCCAGCUGGGCAGGGCUGGAGGGGCCUCAUGAGGGGUCCCAGGAGUGGCCCUUUUGCCUGGAAAUGGAGGGAUGUGGACCAGGGCACAGCAAUCUGAAGCUUCCCAUCUGCUGCUUAAGGCCAUUGCAAGUUAUGGAUAUACAAUUUAGCAACAUGUUUCUGUCUAUGAAACAUGCCUUUUCUGAGACAAGUUAUGUGUUUGAGUUGAAGGAUUCACACUGAAAGGUAUUAAAUAUUCCAUGUAAUGUGUGUUGCCAUAUAUACUAGGAUUUGGGCUUUUGGUUAUUGAUGGCCUGGUGGCUUGUUUAUAACACAUUAGUUAAGAAAAUGGUGGAACCACUCCUGUAUUUUCACCCUAAAGCAUGUUCCUUUACGUAGAUGCCACUUUAAGCUUGAUGUGAACUAAAUGUACGAUGUU
Messenger RNA from Odocoileus virginianus texanus, 3677 nucleotides. NCBI's taxonomy places the organism in Eukaryota, Metazoa, Chordata, Mammalia, Artiodactyla, Cervidae. The record is from RefSeq and is a predicted model, not a curated record.